Messenger RNA from Scaptodrosophila lebanonensis, 3095 nucleotides. RefSeq names its product serine/threonine-protein phosphatase 2A 56 kDa regulatory subunit gamma isoform (gene wrd). Gene Ontology annotation, biological process: protein dephosphorylation; signal transduction. Gene Ontology annotation, molecular function: protein phosphatase activator activity. The transcript has 9 exons. Lineage: Eukaryota; Metazoa; Arthropoda; Insecta; Diptera; Drosophilidae. Bases 581 to 2659 code for a protein of 692 amino acids. The record is from RefSeq and is a predicted model, not a curated record. Gene Ontology annotation, cellular component: nucleus; cytosol; protein phosphatase type 2A complex.
GAACAUUUUACAUAAAUAAUUAUUAAUUUAUUGUUGAACUUACGCUUUGAUUGUUGAUGUGAGAAGCUGAAAUUGGCCGCAGCGCAAAUAACACGCGUUGAUUUCAAUUCGUAAACAGUAAAAGUCUUGUUAAUUUCGCAUAGAGAAUUAAUGGCAGCGCAAAUGAAAAAAAAGUGAAGCUAAAGCGCAAAUAUCACAUAGCCUCGAGUGAAUUAACGUGAAUACCGUACGAGUGCUUGUGUGUAAGUGUGAUUGUGUGUGUGCGUGCGUGUUAGAAUUCGCAAUUUACGUAAAAACAGAAUAAACCUUUUAUCAGCAAUAAUAAAUUUGAUGUUCUCGAGCCUGAAUCGCAGCAGCAAAUUGAACAAGUUCUUGCAGCUACUUGCGCGAUGGUUUUUUGUCUUGUAAUUGUCUAAUUGAAACAAGCACGGAGAUUAUUAUAAGCAAUAUUCAAUUUCUGCGAGAGCUUUUCGACGCUUUUGUGUGUGCGGAUUUCUAUAAACCAAAAACAAUAUCGUUUGGUGGUCUGUCUGUCGCAGCUGUUGGUAAGCAGAGAAAUAUAAAAAGCUGAGCGCGUAUUAUGGAUAACGAGGCGUUAGAAACAACAACAAACACGACAGCAGCAGCAGCAGUGACGAACACAACAGCGGCAGCAACAGCGGCGACAAAAAACGAAACGGCCACAAAUAACAACAACAAUAAUAACAACAACACCACCACCAGCAACAGUAGCAAAGUCACAGCAGCAGCAUCCGCCACUAACGGUAUCAAAGAGAAUAACAGUAACUUUAGUACAAUACCAACAACAACAGCAUCAAGCACAGCAGCCACCAUACCAAUUGUGGUGACCAAUACAACAUCGGCAGCCGCUAGUGGCGUCGGCGGUGGUGGUGCAACCAACUCUUUGCCGGGCUCAGGCACAGGUGCCGCCAGCACCAACAGCAACGAGGCUAACAAAGACAAGGACACACCACCGCGCGAUGGCCCGCCACCCACGCCGAUUAUCAAGGGCAUAAACUUGACUGCCACACCGCUGGUCCGCAAGGAGAAAAAGCAGAUCAGCGCACGCUAUAAUGUCUCCAAGAAUUGCGAAUUAACGGCACUGAGUCCGCUUAAUGAAAAAACGCCCGCUGCGGAACGUGAAGAGCUAUUCCUACAAAAACUUAGACAAUGCUGUACGCUGUUCGAUUUCUCCGAACCGUUGAGCGAUCUAAAAUGGAAGGAAGUCAAACGAGCCGCUCUCCACGAAAUGGUAGAAUUUCUAUCCAAUCAGAAUGGCGUCAUCACCGAGCUUAUCUAUCCGGAGGCAAUCAAUAUGUUUGCCGUAAAUUUGUUUCGCACUUUGCCACCAUCAUCAAAUCCCAACGGCGCCGAAUUUGAUCCCGAGGAGGAUGAACCAACGCUGGAGUCCUCAUGGCCACAUUUACAAUUUGUUUACGAGCUAUUCCUGCGCUUCUUGGAAUCCCCAGAUUUCCAGCCAAAUAUUGCUAAACGUUAUAUCGAUCAUCAAUUUGUAUUACAACUGUUGGAUUUAUUCGAUUCGGAGGAUCCGCGUGAACGUGAUUUCCUUAAGACUGUUUUACACCGCAUCUAUGGCAAAUUCUUGGGCUUGAGGGCAUUUAUUAGAAAACAAAUAAACAAUGUGUUUUAUAGAUUUAUCUAUGAAACGGAGCACCAUAAUGGCAUUGCCGAACUGUUGGAAAUCUUAGGCAGCAUUAUCAAUGGCUUUGCUCUACCACUUAAAGAGGAGCACAAACAAUUUUUACUUAAGGUGUUGCUGCCAUUGCACAAAGCAAAAAGCCUCUCGGUGUACCACCCACAAUUGACCUACUGUGUGGUGCAGUUUCUUGAGAAAGAUCCCAGUCUAUCCGAGGCGGUUAUCAAAAGCCUGCUCAAAUUCUGGCCGAAAACCCACAGUCCCAAGGAGGUAAUGUUUUUGAAUGAGUUGGAGGAACUGCUGGACGUCAUCGAACCUGCCGAGUUUUCAAAGGUGAUGGUGCCGCUGUUUCGUCAAAUAGCCAAAUGCGUAUCGUCGCCACACUUUCAAGUUGCUGAACGCGCGCUCUAUUAUUGGAACAAUGAGUACAUAAUGUCUCUGAUAGCCGACAACUCGCAGGUAAUACUGCCGAUUAUGUUUCCGGCGCUAAAUCGCAACUCAAAGACGCACUGGAAUAAAACCAUUCAUGGCCUAAUUUACAAUGCACUUAAGCUAUUUAUGGAAAUGAAUCAGCGGCUGUUCGAUGAGUGCAGCAAAAACUACAAACAAGAGAAGCAGCUCGAACGCGAGAAACUGUCCCAACGUGAGGAGCUCUGGCAGCAGGUCGAGAGCUUGGCCAAAACCAAUCCCGAGUGGCCAAAGGUCAGUCGCUAUACCGAUUGCCUGCAGCUAUCCGAUAGUCAAAUCUUAUACGAUCAAUACAAUGAAAAUUGUGAUCUAACCUACGAUAAAUUGGAUCAGUCGAGGCAGCUAACAAAAACGCCACAGAAGCCGCUGCAGGAGCCACGAGAGAUGCAGAUGCGUGGCGAGAGGAACAAGGACAAGCCCUUGAUGCGACGAAAAUCCGAUCUGCCCUCAGACAGCGGCACAGUCCGAGCCCUUAUCGAGCACAAACGGGCCGAUGAGUACUUGAAAUCUUCGCCAGAUGUGAACAACUGUUAGGCGCUGGAACGCUGGCGUUGCAGUAACAAAACCAAGCAAAACAAACACAUAAUUAAGCUUAAAGAAAAUGAUACAAACAACUACAAAAACAAACAAACAAAAAAACACACUCAACAAUAUACAUUAAUUAUAUAUUUUUUAAAGAACACAUACAUAGUAAUCGUUUUGAGCUAUAAAUGUUUCAUGGUUUAUUAUACGAGUAUAUUGUGGCCUUCAGCAUCUAGGCCUAGUUAGAUAGUUUCUUGCUUAAUUUCUAGGCUGUUGUGCGCAGCUUAAAUAUUAUACUACUUAUAUAUAUACACACACAUAUACAGAUACAGAUACAUAUAAAUAUGAAUAGUUGUUAAGAGCAGUAGUAGAAACAACAACAACAACAACAAAACAAUACAGUUAUACAAUAAUGCAUACAUAGUACCAAUAAAAAGCUACAAUCCCA